AGUCUAUAUGGGGAGAGAGAGGAAGAGACCACUGCCUCUAAAACGAGUCUCUCUGGGGAACGAGAGGAGGGGACCACUGCCUCUAAAAUGAGUCUAUAUGGGGAGAGAGAGGAGGGGACCACUGCCUCUAAAAUGAGUCUCUCUGGGGAGAGAGAGGAGGGGACCAAUGCCUCCAAAAUUACCCAAGACACCAGUUCUAUGAGUGUUCAGAAGCCCAGAGCAGAGUCCCCUACAACCAGCCUGCUAUCAAUGAAGAGUGAUCAGCCACCUGCUUUCAGCCAGGAACCAUUACCAGAUGACAAUAAGGAAGUGGAGAGUUUGGACAGUGAGGAUGUAUUAAAGAUCACAGACAACCUUCUGGACAGAAGAAGUCAAACUCUGCUGACAGUCCAACAAGACAUUAAGGCUAAACUGAAACACAAGUAUCAACACAUAUCUGAAGGAAUUGGACACCAUGGAAACCAAAGUCUUUUCAAGGACAUCUACACAGAGCUCUACAUCACAGAGGGUGGAAGUGGAGGGCUCAAUAAUGAACAUGAGGUUAGACAGAUAGAGAUGGCAUCCAAGAAUCAAACCACACAAGAGACACCAAUCAAAUGCAACGACAUCUUCAAGCCUUUACCUGGACAAGAUAAACAUAUCAGAACUGUGCUGACAAAAGGAAUCGCUGGUGUUGGAAAAACAGUCUCUGUGCAGAAGGUCAUCCUUGACUGGGCAGAGGGAAAAGCAAAUCAGGAUGUUAAUUUCAUGUUUCCUCUUCCUUUCCGUGAUCUGAACCUGAAAAAGGACCAAUACAGUCUGAUGCAACAUAUUUCCCACUACUUGUCAGAGCUGAAAGAGAUUGACAGCAUUGAAGAUGGUGAAACAAAAAUAGUUUUCAUUUUUGAUGGUCUGGAUGAGUGUCGACUUCCUCUAGACUUCAAAAACAAUGAGAAGUGCUGUGAUGUCACGAAGCCAACCUCAGUGGAUGUGCUGCUGACAAAUCUUAUCAAGGGGAAUCUGCUUCCCUCUGCUCUCCUCUGGAUAACCUCACGGCCUGCAGCAGCCAAUCAGAUCCCUCCUGAGUGUAUUGACCAGGUGACAGAGGUACGAGGGUUCAAUGAUCCACAGAAGGAGGAAUACUUCAGGAAGAAAAUCCCAGAUCAGAAUCUGGCCAAUGAAAUCAUCAAACACAUGAAGACAUCAAGGAGCCUCCACAUCAUGUGCCACAUACCAGUCUUCUGUUGGAUAUCAGCCACUGUGCUUGAGAUGAUACUGAAAGAGGCAGAGAAGGAUGAAGUCCCCAAAACUCUGACCCAGAUGUACUCACACUUCAUAUUCAUCCAAAUAAUUCUGAAGAACAGGAAGUACAACAUAGCCACAGAGACAAACCCAAAGGAACUGUCUCAGUCAGACAAAGAGAUGAUCCUGAAACUGGCAAAGCUGGCUUUCCAACAGCUGCAGAAGGGCAACCUGAUCUUCUAUGAGGAGGACCUGAGAAAGUGUGGCCUUGAUGUCACAGAGGCAUCAGAGUACUCAGCAUUGUGUACAGAGAUCUUUAAAGAAGAAUCUGGCCUGUACCAAGACAAGGUCUACAGCUUUGUGCAUCUGAGCAUUCAGGAGUUUCUAGCAGCAGUGCAUGCUAUAGAAUCAUGUCUGGACAAGAAGGAAAAUGUUUUCUCCCCUACUGGUGAUGAUGAAGAGAAGGAGUCAAUCCAGUUGUCUGACUUACACAGGAGAGCAGUGGACCAGGCCUUGAAGAGUGAGAAUGGACACCUGGACUUGUUCCUCCGCUUCCUUCUGGGUCUCUCACUGGAGUCCAGUCAGAAUCUGUUACGAGGCCUUCUGACACAGACAGGAAGUACAACACAGACCAAUGACGAAACAGUUGAGAGAACAGUCAGAUACCUUUCAGACAACAUCGAAAGGGAAUCCUCACCAGAAAGGAUCAUCAACUUGUUCCACUGUCUGAAUGAACUUGGUGCCAACUCUCUAGUUGAAGACAUGCAGACCUCCCUGCAUUCAGGAACUCUUUCAGAAAUAAAACUAAAACCUGACCAAUGUUCAGCCCUGGCCUACCUGUUACUGAUGUCAGAGGAGGUGCUGGAGAAGUUUAAACUGAAGAGAUACAACACAUCAGAGAAAGGUUAUCAGAGGUUAAUGCCGGUAGUGAAAACCUGCAAGAGAGCACUACUGGAUGGCUGUAAACUGACAUAUAAAUCCUGUGAGACUCUGGCCUCAAUUCACCAGACACCAAACUGCCCUCUGAGAGAACUGGACCUCAGCUACAAUGACCUGGAAGACAGAGGACUGGAGCUGCUCUGUGUUGGACUAACCAGUCCACUCUGCAACAUACAAACACUAGUACUGUCUGGCUGUAACCUCACGUAUGAAUCCUGUGAGACUCUGGCCUCAGUUCUGCAGACACCAAACUCCCCCGUAAGAGAACUGGACCUCAGCUACAAUGACCUGGGAGACAGAGGAGUGAAGCUGCUCUGUGAUGGACUAAGCAGUCCACUCUGCAACAUACAGACACUAGUUCUAGGUCAGUGUGGUCUGACAGAGGGUUGCUGUUCAGAUCUGGCCUCAGUCCUGAGUUCACCCAACUCACAACUGAAACAACUGGAGCUGAGAGACAAUGACCUGCAGGACUCAGGAGUUACACUGCUGUCUGCUGGACUGGAGGAUCCAGACUAUAAACUACACACACUGGGGCUGUCUGGCUGUCUGGUCACAGAGGAGGGCUGUGCUGCUCUGUCUUCAGCUCUGAGGUCAAACCCCUCCCACCUGAAAGAGCUGGACCUGAGCUACAAUCACCCAGGAGACUCUGCAGGGGUACUGCUUUCAGCUGCUCUGGUGGAUCCCACAUAUAAACUGAUGAAGCUGAAUGUGGAUCAUGGUGGAGAGUGCAGGCUGAAAUCAGGGCUGAGGAAAUAUGCCUGUCAUCUCACCCUGGACCCAAAUACAGUAAACCCACACCUGGUACUCUCUGAGGGGAACAGGAAGGUGACAUGGGUGGCAGAGAAGCAGCAUUAUGAAGACCAUCCAGACAGAUUUGAUUGUCUUUUCCAAGUUCUCUGUAGAGAAGGCUUAUCUGGAUCUGGAUGUCGUUAUUACUGGGAGGUGGAGAAUGAUGGUGACCAGAUUUACAUUGGUGUGGUGUACAAAGGAAUGAAGAGGAAGGGAGAUGAGGAUGACAGUUGGAUUGGACUCAAUAGGAAGUCCUGGUGUUUAUUCUGCUCUGAUAGUGGUUAUGACUUUUACCAUCCUGGAGUCAGUGUCAGAAGAUCCAUCUCUGAUCCUGAUCCUAACAGAGUUGGAGUGUAUCUGGACUGGUCAGCUGGUACUUUGUCCUUCUAUAGUGUGUCCUCCUCUGGUACACUGACACACCUUUACACAGAACACACCAGAUUCACUGAACCCCUCUAUCCUGGGUUUGGAUUUGAGGUUUCCUCCUCUUCAGUGACUCUGUGUCAAAUAGAUGAUCAACACAAUCAAAGAGAUCAUGGUGGAGAGUGUUGUAUCAAGCCUGGACCUGAGAACACCAGAGACCAAGGUGGAGAGAGUUGGAGCAAGCCUGGACCUGAGAACACCAGAGACCAAGGUGGAGAGAGUUGUAUCAAGCCUGGACCUGAGAACACCAGAGACCAUGGUGGAGAGAGUUGGAUCAAGCCUGGACCUGAGAACACCAGAGACCAUGGUGGAGAUAGUUGUAUCAAGCCUGGACCUGAGAAAUGGAUUCCUCCGAGCUGCAAGACUUGUGAACAUGUUGAGGACUCCACACACUGGCUUCAGAUUGAACCCUUGACUUCCACUGUCCAGGGAGUGACAAUGUUCAGGCACAUGACACCCAAAGGGAGUUAUGAGUGCACAGUGUCUGGGCUCCGCUGGCUGUGUGAGAGAGAUGUCAUUCUGAAGUAUCACUUCAGGAACUGGGAACCCUACAGUCACCUUCUGAAAGACAUGCAGUACACACAAGGUGGUCCAUUGCUGGACAUCACUAUGGAGUUAGGUGAACUGGAGGAAGUUCAUCUGCCACACUUUGUCUGUUUAGGGACCAACCCUUCCCUGAGGAAUGAGAUGAAGAUUCUUCAUGUAGAGGAACAUGGAGUGUCUUUAGAGGAAGUGCAUGAGGUCACCAGAUUCCAUGCUAAGAUUCUCCAUCCCAAGUUCUCAGCUAUCUCUGUUAUACUGAGCUAUAUCCUUUCUUGGAACGUAGAUGUCCACUGUGAGCUGAUGCUCUAUCUGACAGUGAUGAAGGAAACACUAAUUCCACGCCUAUACCUGUUCCCCAGUAACCCCGGCCAAAUACUGGCUGUGGACCAACAGGAAAAGUCUCAAGGGUCUAAAAGGAUUCUCAUCUCCAGACCAGAGCAGUCCUUCAAACUGAAUAGUUCCUUCAGACUGAACAUUCCCUGUUCUACCUCCAUCAAUCCACCGAGGAUUCAUCUCAUACAUAGAGACACCACACCAAGCUUUUUCAGGGCAGUUGUGAAAAUGACAGGGAUUGACAUUGAGAUGCAGUUAUUCAGUGAUGAUGAGAGGAUAGCAUGGAAAGAAAUUGUGCCAAUAGAUGAAUACAUCUCUGACACCCGUUCAACAAGUGCUGUGUUGGGGGCAGGGCAUCCGGCUGAGAGCAGUCGGACUGCUUCUACAAAACUGCAGCUGCGUUCUGUACGGACAGAGUUUGUGAAACGAGUGUCAAGACCUGUCCUGAAUGAACUGCUGGACGGACUCCUGCAACACACAGUCAUCAACCAGGAGGAAAUGGAGUCAGUGAAGGUGAUAGCUGAAAGGGCAGAGAAAGCACGUGACAUCAUCGACAUGGUGUUGAGAAAAGGAACUGAGUCAAGUUCCAGGAUGAUCAACCUUCUUGUGGAGCUGGACCCCUGUCUUUGUUCACUGCUUCAGAUCAACAGUGUUGGGGUACCAACCUAAUGGUAGAAUGGAUAGUAACAGUGUUGGAGUACCAACCUAAUGGUAGAAUGGAUAGUAACAGUGUUGGAGUACCAACCUAAUGGUAGAAUGGAUAGUAACAGUGUUGGGGUACCAACCUAAUGGUAGAAUGGAUAGUAACAGUGUUGGGGUACCAACCUAAUGGUAGAAUGGAUAGUAACAGUUUUGGGGUAGCAACCUAAUUGAUAGUAACAGUGUUGGAGUACCAACCUAAUGGAUAGUAACAGUGUUGGGGUAGCAACCUAAUGGAUAGUAACAGUGUUGGGGUACCAACUAGUGAUGUGUGGGUCUCAUCUGCAGUCCCCAUGGUUAAAUACGUGGGUUUAGGGUCAUGAAAUACUGUGUGGAUGAAGGGCGGGUGUCUGGCAGUCGGGUUGAAUAAAGUGAAAACAAUACCUUAAAAAAUCUAUAAAUGUAUCAUUCUAGUGCAAUUUACAUUGAUGUUUUUCUUUCAUUAUUUUAAGCUAUCUGGCAUUAGUAAGUAAGUCUGAGCUAUAGUACCUAACUGUUAGGUGCGCCAAAUGCUUUUGGGAAUGGUAAAAAAUAUAUAUAUGUUGAGAUGGGGUUAAAUAAAUAAAACAAUCCUGCA
Messenger RNA from Salmo salar (Atlantic salmon), 5524 nucleotides. NCBI's taxonomy places the organism in Eukaryota, Metazoa, Chordata, Actinopteri, Salmoniformes, Salmonidae. The record is from RefSeq and is a predicted model, not a curated record.